UGAGCCCGGAGGGAGCUCCGGGCGCCGCCAGCCCCUGGCUUCGCACUUGUCACCUGCGGACGGGACGGGCAAAGUUUGUUUGAAGAACAAGCAGGGGAGAAAGUGGGGGGGACUGAGCUCCGAGGAGACCCAAAGAAGCCGCCCGGGAAGGCUCCGCUGGGGAGAGGCAGGAUGCGACCCAAGCUGGCGCUGCUCUACCUCGUCUUCGGGGGGCUCCUGCCGGGCCCUGCACCCAGGAGGAAGCAGAUCGACACCGGGCAAUGUGAGCUGCCUCGAUCGCAGGGAGAGCUAAAUUCCUUCUUGUGGACCAUCCGUCGGGACCCCCCGGCCUACUUGUUUGGCACCAUCCAUGUGCCCUACACACGGGUGUGGGACUUCAUCCCGGAGAACUCCAAGGCAGCCUUCCAGGCCAGCACCAACGUAUAUUUUGAACUGGAUCUCACAGACCCCUACACCAUCUCGGGCCUGGCCAGUUGCCAGAUGCUGCCCCAUGGCGAGAACCUACAGGACGUGCUGCCUCGGGAGCUUUACCGUCGCCUCAAGCGGCACCUGGAGUACGUCAAGCUGAUGCUGCCGCACUGGAUGACCCCGGACCAGCGGGGCAAGGGGCUGUACGCCGAUUACCUCUUCAACGCCAUCGCCGGCAACUGGGAGCGCAAGAGGCCCGUCUGGGUGAUGCUGAUGGUCAAUUCCCUGACAGAGACGGACAUCCGCUCCCGAGGAGUGCCUGUGCUAGACCUCUACCUGGCCCAGGAGGCCGAGCGGAUGAAGAAGAGGACAGGGGCUGUGGAGAGGGUGGAGGAACAGUGUCACCCAUUGAAUGGGCUCAACUUCUCCCAGGUGCUGUUUGCUUUGAACCAAACCUUGCUGCAACAUGAAAGUCUCCGAGCGGGCAGCUUGCAGGCCCCAUACACUACUGAAGAUCUCAUCAAGCAUUAUAACUGUGGAGACCUGAACGCUGUCAUAUUUAAUCAUGAUACUUCUCAGCUCCCCAAUUUCAUCAACACAACACUCCCUCCACAUGAGCAAGUGACAGCUCAGGAGAUAGACAGCUACUUCAGACAGGAGCUCAUUUACAAGAGAAACGAGAGGAUGGGGAAAAGAGUGAUGACCCUUUUAAAAGAGAACACCGACAGGAGUUUCUUCUUCGCUUUUGGAGCAGGUCAUUUCCUGGGUAACAACACCGUGAUUGAUGUGCUGAGACAGGCUGGCUUUGAAGUGGAGCAUACCCCUGCUGGACAACCUAUUGGAACCUCUCAGACAAAGAACACAAGCCCUUCUUCAGUGGGGUUCGCAGGAACAGCGGCAUCUGCGGUCCAUAUUUUUGAGCACGCACCGCUGUCUUCUCCCUCUUCGAUGCCUCUUCAGUCCGAUGAAGAAGACAAUCUUCCACCUCAUCUCCUGUUGCCAGAUAGCAUCAGCCAGCUGGAAGAGUUCGGCCGCCAGAAGAAAUGGCACAAGAAACAACACAAACGCCAUCGCCAAAGGCAGUUCAAUGACCUGUGGGUCCGAAUAGAAGACAGCACAACCACGCUACCUUCAAACAUCAGGAUAACCAAUGGCUACAUCACAGUCAAUCCUCCCGUUUGGUUUUCAGACCAACUGGAUCAGAGACCACGUUCAGAUCUCCCGUUCCACCAUCAGCCAAAAAGCUCAGCACCUGACAGCACAUUGGUUCCAUCCAUAACUGCUUCUUUCUAUGUGCCAAUAGCGUCUUUUCUCCUGAGUUUUUUGAGGCCUUCCUGACCAACCUAGGAUUAUGUGCAAUACCUACAAUGGAGAACAGAAAUACUUUAUGGAAGAGUGGGUUGUUCCCUCAGCCACGGUUCCAACCUGGACCUUCUCACUGAGGAGAAAUGGUAGUGCCUCUAGCUGGUUUUGUCUCUUAGCCCAGAUAUAUUUUGAAACUCUAAAGCUUUAUUAUAACACUGACUUACAUCUUCUUUUUUGUAGAAGGAUCUUUAUUUCCCAUAGUGCUAUGGGGCUUUGUAAAAUAUAUGUGUUCAUAUAUAUAAAAAUGAAAUAGAAAAAACGUAUUUA
Messenger RNA from Pelodiscus sinensis (Chinese soft-shelled turtle), 2040 nucleotides. RefSeq names its product TraB domain containing 2B (gene TRABD2B). Gene Ontology annotation, molecular function: Wnt-protein binding; metalloendopeptidase activity. Gene Ontology annotation, biological process: negative regulation of Wnt signaling pathway. Gene Ontology annotation, cellular component: plasma membrane; organelle membrane. The record is from RefSeq and is a predicted model, not a curated record. NCBI's taxonomy places the organism in Eukaryota, Metazoa, Chordata, Testudines, Trionychidae.